AUGGCCGACGCGUCCACCAAUCGCCGCCGCAAUCGCCGGCCGACCGCCGCUGCCGCCGUCGGCCUCCUCCUCGCCGCCGUCCUCGCGCUCGGCCUAAUCCCCAAUGUCUCCGCCGGGCCCGCCCCAGCCCGGGCGGCGCCAUUGUGCGGGGCCGAGUACCGCCGCAGGUGCCACGACAGGGCCGAGGCCCUGAAGCUCAAGGUGGUGGCGAUCGCGGCCAUCUUGGCCACAAGCAUGAUCGGGGUCGGCGCCCCGCUGUUCUUCCGGGAGGUCCCCGCGCUGAAGCCCGACCGGAAGCUGUUCGAAAUCAAGGCCAUCGACUCCGGGGUCAUACUGGCCACGGUGUGCAUGCGCGUGAUGUCCGACUACUUCGACCCCUGGCGGUCCAAGUGCCUGCCCGAGGUCCCGUGGAGGAAUUUCCCGUUCACCACGUUCGUGGCGAUGCUCUCGGCCGUGAUCACUCUGAUGGUGGACUCGUACGCCAUGGCCCACUACAAGAAAAUCAAUGCCGAGAUUAGCGGCGGUGGCAGCAGCAGGGAUGCGAAUGGUCAAGCGAAGGACGCGGUGGUGGUGGUGGUGCAUGGAGGGGCCGAUGCGCACCUGGACGGCGCGCAGCUGCUGAGGCAUAGAGUCGUUGCUCAGGUGCUGGAGCUGGGCAUCGUGGUGCACUCGGUGGUGAUAGGCCUCUUGUUGGGGGCCUCCGACAAUCCAUGCACGAUCCGGCCGCUCAUCGCCGCCCUCUGCUUCCACCAGAUGUUCGAGGGGAUGGGCCUCGGCGGGUGCAUACUACAGGCGGAGUUCGGGCUUAAGGUGAAGUUGAUCAUGGCCUUCUUCUUCUCGGCCACCACACCGUUCCGGAUUGCGCUCGGGAUCGGCCUGUCGAACGUGUACAGCGACAGCUCCCCGGCGGCGCUGAUCGUGGAGGAGCUGCUGAACGCGUCGUCGGUAGGGUUGCUGAACUACAUGGUCCUCGUGGACCUCCUCGCUGAAGAAUUCCUGUGGCCGAGGUUGCAGGCCGACAUGAAGCUCCAAUUGUUCGGGGCCGUAUUCAUGGCCCUGAUGACUAAAUGGAUCCGUCAGUGGGAGAACGCCACUGCCGUCGCCGUCGCCACCGUCACCGCUACGCACCCCCUCGACGUCGUCCGCACUCGUUUCCAGUCAAUGGAUCAAUACAAAGACACAUCAAUGGAAGUGGAGGGAUAUAAUGAAAUGAGUCUGCUCAUGGAAUUGUCAUUCUAUGGAGCUAAUGAAAUGGAAUCUACGACCAUAGGCGCGACAAACAAGGCAUUACCAGUUCAUGCACCCAUUGUUGCUGGUCCAAAGGAAAUUAUAGCUAUUGUCCAGCCAUCAAAUUUUAGUUAUUCCACUGCUCCAAAGAACUUGGAUCAAAGGUACAUUGUCAAAAAUAAAAUGGAAAUGUCAAUGGAAGUCAAAUUCAGUGGCGAUUCUGAUAAUGGUCAAGAAAGUCAUCUUUAUUCAUCUUGCGUGACACCAUCUUGUUAUAGAGGAUCUCAUGGUCUAUACAUUGUUUCCUUGUAG
Eucalyptus grandis is the source of this 1539-nucleotide messenger RNA. RefSeq names its product fe(2+) transport protein 1. Lineage: Eukaryota; Viridiplantae; Streptophyta; Magnoliopsida; Myrtales; Myrtaceae. Gene Ontology annotation, cellular component: plasma membrane. Gene Ontology annotation, biological process: zinc ion transmembrane transport. The coding region runs from base 1 to 1539 and encodes 512 amino acids. The transcript is spliced from 6 exons. Gene Ontology annotation, molecular function: zinc ion transmembrane transporter activity. The record is from RefSeq and is a predicted model, not a curated record.